GAUGAUGUCUGGAAUGAAGACCACACUGUCUGGAGCAGUUUAAAGAGUCCUUUCAAUGAUGGAGCCCUAGGAAGUAAAGUCAUUGUAACAACACGAAGUUGGGAUGUUGCAUUUAUCAUGGCUGGAACAAAAUUAAUAUCAUUUCGUAGCAGAACUAUUCGAAGAUGAUUGUUGGUCAGUGUUUGCACAACAUGCAUUUGAGGAUAGAAGUAUGGAUGCAAAUCCAAAUUUGGUUUCAAUUGGUCAAAAAAUUAUCAAAAAAUGUAAAGGCUUGCCUUUGGCUGCUAGAACACUCGGUGGCCUUCUAUGGUGUAAACUGACUGAGGAUGAAUGGGAAGGAAUAUUGAACAGUAAAAUAUGGGAGUUAUCAGAAGAGAGAAGUCACAUUCUUCUGGCUUUGAGAUUAAGUUACUAUCACCUCCCUUCGCAUUUGAAGAAGUGUUUUGCAUAUUGUUCGAUAUUGCCAAAGGACUACGAAUUUGAGGAGGAGGAACUAGUUUUCUUGUGGAUGGCAGAAGGCUUAAUUCCAAAGCAAAUAGGACAAAAGAAAUUGGAAGAUCUUGGGUGCGAGUACUUCCAAGAAUUGGUAUCGAGGUCAUUUUUUCAACCAUCACGUAGUACUGAACUCUUUGUUAUGCAUGACCACAUCAAUGAUUUGGCUCAAUUUUUUGCAAGAAAAACUUGUUUUAGGCUGGAGGAUAAGUUGAAAGAGAAUGAGGGAGAUGAAAGUAUCAGUAAGGCUCGACAUUCAUCCUACACACGCGGGGAUCGUGAUGGCAUAAUGAAGUUUAAAGCCUUUAAGAAAGCCAAAAAUUUGCAGACUUUUUUACCAUGUGGGUCUAGGUAUCAAGAUGUGUCCUACUUGACAAGCGAUGUUCCCCUCCGUUUGUUGCCGGGUCUCAAAUGUUUACGUGUGCUUAGUUUGCGAAUAUAUCAUAUAGGUGAACUUUCAAAUUCGAUUGGGGAUUUGAAGCAUGUGAGGUACCUUGACCUUUCAUGUGCCUUGAUUUUAAUGCUACCAGAAUCAAUUGGCACUCUUUAUAACCUACAAAUGUUAAUUUUGAGAUAUUGUAAAAAUCUUAAGGAGUUGCCUGCAAAUACUAGUGACUUGAUUAGUUUGCGUCAUCUAGACUUUACUGGUGCAAACUCCUUACAAGAAUUGCCACCAAAAAUAGGAAAAUUGACAAGUCUCCAAACUUUAUCAAACUUCAUUGUUGGCAAUGGCAACGAGUCUACAAUAGCUGAGCUGGGCAAUUUGAUUCAUCUUCGAGGGACACUUAGCAUAUUAGGGUUGGAGAAAGUGGCAGAUGCUAGGAGCUAG
Messenger RNA from Rhododendron vialii, 1321 nucleotides. Its product is annotated as putative disease resistance RPP13-like protein 1. Gene Ontology annotation, biological process: defense response to other organism. The coding region runs from base 212 to 1321 and encodes 369 amino acids. The transcript has 2 exons. Gene Ontology annotation, molecular function: ADP binding. The record is from RefSeq and is a predicted model, not a curated record. NCBI's taxonomy places the organism in Eukaryota, Viridiplantae, Streptophyta, Magnoliopsida, Ericales, Ericaceae.